Messenger RNA from Manihot esculenta (cassava), 602 nucleotides. RefSeq lists its product as uncharacterized. The transcript has a single exon. The coding region runs from base 138 to 446 and encodes 102 amino acids. The record is from RefSeq and is a predicted model, not a curated record. NCBI's taxonomy places the organism in Eukaryota, Viridiplantae, Streptophyta, Magnoliopsida, Malpighiales, Euphorbiaceae.
CAGACCAGAAUCAGACAAGCGUACACAAUGUGAAUACAGCAGCAUUCCUCCUAGCUGUUAGCCAUUAAGAGGUCUACAUCUAUAAAAAGAAUCUGGAACUCAUAGCAGCAAAUCAAGGAAUAGUUUCCUUUGAAGCAAUGGAAAAGAAGCUCUUCAGAUUACCAGUUUUGUCAAUGGUGGUGCUGAUCUUGUUGAUGAUUUCGCCAACGAUGGCCUGCCCACCGCAGGGGACUAAGUGUGAAGAUUGCGUUCUUGAUCAGAUAAAAUACGGUUGCCAAUCAUGUGUGCCGAUGCUACGCUGCAUGGCACGGUGUUUGUGGAACGGAGUGUCAAGAGCCGAGUGCAAUAAGAAGUGUGACUGCAAUGGUGGGAAGCCAACUCUUUCAGAUUGCAAGAAAUGCAUGUCUCGGUGCAAAUGCAGCUGUGCUGCUGCUGCUGCAGCGUAGAUAGAUUUCUCUUACAAGUAUGUACGCAAUUUAGCAUUUAGUGAAAAAUCUAUGCUCUGAUUGAGAACCUUAUCUGUGUCUGAAAUUUAAGUUGAAUGAUAUAUAUCUUACAAAAAGUAGUGAAGACAUUGCAAGUAAAAAUAAAUUUUUAUAGUU